This is a messenger RNA of Cannabis sativa, 1204 nucleotides long. RefSeq names its product kunitz type trypsin inhibitor 104. The record is from RefSeq and is a predicted model, not a curated record. Bases 261 to 893 code for a protein of 210 amino acids. NCBI's taxonomy places the organism in Eukaryota, Viridiplantae, Streptophyta, Magnoliopsida, Rosales, Cannabaceae. The transcript has a single exon. Gene Ontology annotation, molecular function: endopeptidase inhibitor activity.
UAGGUGCGUAUAUAUGCGACUUAUAUAAAAUCAUAAUAAAUUAGGACGACACUCAAUUUCAUGGCACCGCCUAAUGUAAUAAAUGCAUAUACGGUAUUACUAUAAUAAACGGUACAUAUAUACAUUAUCCUAUCCUUUUACUACAAUACAAGCUUAAAUUUGUCUUAGUUAAUUAGUCGACUUUAAACUAUAUAUAUAAAUACUCUCCUAGCUAUAUCUAUAUUCAAUACUACAAAUUAAACCAUAUAGUAACCAAAAAUAUGAAGUUGACGAUUCUUAUUAACUUGAUGACGUGGCUUGUAAUUGCCAUAGCAGCAGCCUCAGCCCAAUCGGGGAGCAAUCCAGUUCUGGACACCACCGGAAAGCCUCUUCGGCGCGGCGUCAAGUACUACAUCAAGCCGGCCAUUACCGACAACGGCGGCAGAUUUACGCUGGUCAACGGAACCCAGUGGUGCCAGCUGUACGCCGGGCAGGAAAUCGAUUCGAGGGGGAAAGGAUUUCCGGUGACGUUUGAGCCGUUGGGGAAAGGAGAGGAGGUGAUUAGGGAAUCUAGGGAUCUGAAGAUCACAUUCUCUUCAAUCACAAUCUGUAUUAAGUCGACCACGUGGCAGAUGGAAGGGAUGAGAGAUUCCGUUAGCGGGAGGAGACUGAUUGGGACAGGAAGCUCGGGAAAGGCAAGCAAUUACUUUCGGAUUGUGAAACAGAGUGGGUUCGAUGAUGGGAUCUACAAUAUCGGAUGGUGUCCAGCAGAGUUCUGUAAUGUUUGUAGGUUCGAUUGUGGCUUUGUUGGGGCUGUGGUCAAGAAUGGUAAGAGGUUUUUAGCAUUAGAUGGUUUUGUUCUUCCUCUUGUUUUUGAGAGGGCUCUAUCAUCAUCAUCAUCAAUCCUCACCUGAGUACUCAUCAACGUCAACUAACAUAUAGUUCUUUUAAUUUUAUCAGUUCGUAUAUGAUUAUGUAAUUAAUAUUAAUAUUGACUUUUUUGGGAGCAAUUAAUAAGUCAAUAAUUAAUAAAAAUAAAAAUAAUAAUGUGCGUGAAAAGGGACACAGGCCGCUAUAGCCUAUACUGGCUUGUAGGGUCGCGGCCCUCAAAUGAAGUUGGUUUUGCAUACUUUAAGGAACAUGUAAUAAAUUGUUAGAAAUUUACCAAUUAUAUAUUCUUUCAAGCACAAAAUUAAAGUUAAUAAAAAUACAAUCUUUCUAAGCA